CGCAGUGUGGCUGUACGUGCGAACACCCCCGCAGCAGCAGCGAACGCAGCGCGAAUCCCCCGCACUCGCCAAAGAAAGGAAAAACCACCAAAAAACCCGAAAGGAAAAAAAAAAAUCCCAUCCGAUAACCUGAGGAGCAAAGGAGGGAAAGUUGUGCCUGUCCCUGUGCACCGGAGGGUGCCCACCAGUUGAUUUUACAUCCCGCCUUCUCCGGCUUUUCGUGAUAUAUUUUAUUUAUUUUCCGCAACAGGGAAUAAACAGCUUGUCCUUGCUGCAGGAUGAAUUAGGAAGGCCAAGCCUGUUCCUCUGAGCCAUGGAGACCAGGGCAUCCUUCAUUGCCAGCAUGAGAGAGACCCAGCAGCUCUCCCCAGAGCAGGAUCCCAGCCCAGCCAAUGGUGAUGGGGAGCACUUUGAUUCAGAUGAGGGCUCCAGCAUUGAGGAUGCAGACUUCAACUGGGACGAGUUCCUGGAGGAAACAGGAGCCAGUGCUGCUCCCCACACCUCCUUCAAACAUGUUGAAAUCAGCCUUCAGAGCAGCUUCCAGCCAGGGAUGAAGCUGGAGGUGGCCAACAAGAGCAGCCCAGACACGUACUGGGUGGCGACCAUCAUCACCACGUGCGGGCAGCUGCUGCUGCUGCGCUACUGCGGCUACGGCGACGACCGCAGGGCUGACUUCUGGUGUGACGUGAUGACAGCAGACCUGCACCCCGUGGGCUGGUGCACGCAGAACAACAAGGUCCUGAUGCCCCCAGAGGCAAUCAAGGAGAAAUACAUGGACUGGACAGAGUUCCUCAUCCAGGAUCUGACCGGCGCCAGGACGGCCCCUGCCAAUUUGCUGGAAGGUCCUCUGCGAGGAAAAAACCCUGUAGACCUCAUUACAGUUGAUUCCUUAAUAGAGCUGCAGGAUUCCCAGAAUCCCUUUCAGUACUGGAUAGUUAGUGUGGUUGAAAAUGUUGGAGGAAGAUUACGCCUUCGCUAUGUGGGAUUGGAGGAGACUGAAUCCUAUGACCAGUGGUUGUUUUACUUGGAUUGCAGACUUCGACCAGUCGGGUGGUGUCAAGAGAAUAAAUACAGAAUGGACCCACCUGCAGAUAUCUAUUCUCUGAAGACUAUAACUGAGUGGAAAUGCGCUCUGGAAAAAUCCCUUAAUGAUGCAGCAAAUUUUCCUCUUCCAAUGGAAGUGUUCAAGGACCAUGCUGAUUUGAGAAACCACUUCUUCACUGUGGGGAUGAAGCUGGAGGCAGUGAAUAUGAGGGAGCCAUUUCAUAUCUGUCCUGCAUCAGUGACCAAGGUUUUUAACAAUCAUUAUUUACAAGUGACCAUUGAUGACUUGAGACCUGAACCCAGCAAAAUCUCAAUGCUUUGCCAUGCAGAUUCCUUGGGGAUCUUGCCAAUACAGUGGUGCCUUAAAAAUGGAGUCAAUCUCACACCUCCCAAGGGUUACUCUGGCCAGGACUUUGACUGGGCAGACUACCAGAAGCAGUGUGGAGCUGAGGCAGCACCUCACAUGUGUUUUAGAAAUACAUCCUUCAGCCGUGGCUUCACCAAGAACAUGAAGCUGGAGGCAGUGAACCCCAGGAACCCUGCAGAGAUUUGUGUGGCCUCCAUCACCUCGGUGAAAGGACGGCUGAUGUGGCUACACCUGGAAGGUUCACAGAUGCCCUCUCCAGAGUACAUUGUUGAUGUGGAGUCCAUGGACAUUUUCCCUGUUGGCUGGUGUGAAGCAAAUGCUUAUAACCUCACCCCACCACACAAAGCUGUUUUGCGAAGGAAGAGGAGAAUUGCAGUUGUGCAGCCAGAAAAACAGUUACCAUCCACAGUGCCUGUUGAGAAAAUACCUCAUGACCUCUGCCCAGUUCCUCAGCUAGACACAACAGGCACCAUCAAUGGGAGGUACUGCUGCCCUCAGCUCUACAUCAACCACCGCUGCUUCUCAGGUCCUUAUUUAAACAAAGGCAGGAUUGCAGAGCUACCUCAGUCUGUGGGGCCUGGCAAGUGUGUGCUGGUCCUCAAGGAGGUUCUCAGCAUGGUGAUCAAUGCAGCUUACAAGCCAGGGAGUGUUUUACGAGAACUGCAGCUUGUGGAAGACCCUCAGUGGAAUUUCCAGGAGGAAACACUUAAAGCAAAGUACAGGGGGAAGACGUACAGGGCGACGGUGAAGAUCGUGCGCACGUCGGACCAGGUGGCAGAUUUCUGCAGGAGGGUCUGUGCCAAGCUCGAGUGCUGCCCCAACCUCUUCAGCCCUGUGCUGGUGGCUGAAGUCUGCCCUGAGAACUGCUCCAUCCAUACCAAAACCAAGUACACUUAUUAUUACGGGAAGAGGAAAAAAAUCAUUAAGCCACCAAUUGGGGAAAAUAACAACAUGAAAGGUGGCCAUGUCAAGCCAGCCAGACGCAGAAAGAGGCGGAAAUCCAUCUUUGUGCAGAAGAAAAGGAGAUCAUCAGCUGUGGAUUCCAAUGCUGCAGGCUCUGCAGAGGAGAGCGAGGAGGACGAGGCGGACGCGAUGGAGGACGAGACGGGCAGCGAGGAGACGAGCUCGGAGCUGCGCGACGACCAGACGGACACGUCCUCGGCCGAGGUGCCCUCUGCCCGGCCCCGCAGAGCCGUCACCCUGCGCGCCAGCGCCGAGCUGGACAGGCCCCCUGUCCCCGAGAGAGCCCGCCGCAGCCGCAGGGCCCAGCCCCACUCCGGCAGCGAGGCCGACAAGGGCACGCCAGCCAAGGAGGAAAUUAAGCCAGAAGAGGAAGAGAAGCUCGUCCUGGACAGUAACCCACUCGAGUGGACUGUGACUGAUGUUGUGAGGUUUAUUAAACUCACUGACUGUGCACCCCUUGCCAAAAUAUUUCAGGAGCAGGACAUCGAUGGCCAGGCCCUCCUGUUGCUGACUCUGCCCACGGUGCAGGAGUGCAUGGAGCUGAAGCUGGGCCCAGCCAUCAAACUGUGCCACCAGAUCGAGAGAGUCAAAGUUGCUUUCUAUGCACAAUAUGCCAACUGACUGCACUUCUGCAUUCCUCCUUGUCCCCCUCCUUGUUCCU
Messenger RNA from Melozone crissalis (California towhee), 3035 nucleotides. It is a transcript of the gene SFMBT2, whose product is annotated as Scm like with four mbt domains 2. Bases 314 to 2995 code for a protein of 893 amino acids. Gene Ontology annotation, biological process: regulation of DNA-templated transcription. The record is from RefSeq and is a predicted model, not a curated record. The transcript is spliced from 21 exons. Lineage: Eukaryota; Metazoa; Chordata; Aves; Passeriformes; Passerellidae. Gene Ontology annotation, cellular component: nucleus. Gene Ontology annotation, molecular function: transcription corepressor activity; histone binding.